Molecule: messenger RNA, 180 nt
Organism: Penicillium malachiteum
Lineage: Eukaryota; Fungi; Ascomycota; Eurotiomycetes; Eurotiales; Aspergillaceae
Exons: 1
Coding region: 1-180 (59 amino acids)
Source: RefSeq, a predicted model, not a curated record
AUGGGUACCUAUCUACUAGGUACCAUACCUAAGGUGUUGUUUGCCUGGCAGUCCAUUCUGACUUUGGGCUCAGCUGAAAUUGACGCAGGAACGGGGCCAGCCCAGGUCAGCAAUGGAAAACAGCGAGGCGAAUGGAAUGUGGAGGAGCAAGGUAGUGUGGAGCCGCGCGCAGCGCCAUAA